Messenger RNA from Protopolystoma xenopodis, 219 nucleotides. The record is from the annotation of a GenBank genome assembly. Lineage: Eukaryota; Metazoa; Platyhelminthes; Monogenea; Polystomatidea; Polystomatidae.
AUGGUGAGGCUGUUUCCUAAACCUUAUCACUUUUUCAACGUAAUUGAAGGAGACUACCUCAAAAAACAACGUCAGCCUGAAUGUUCCAGUAAAGCCAAUCGACAGCUGGUCAAGAGGAAUCGGCCGUCGUCAUCUGGUGGAAUCGAGCUUCGAAUCUCUUCACGCAACACUUUCACUCGAAAUGGAAGUAAGCUCAACAAGCGAUUCCUUGAAACCUAA